AUGACUAGUGAGAAUAUUGAAAAAAAUCCAAGGAAAAGAAAAUAUGAAGAAAUUAAUGAUUUUGAAAUGAAAUAUAUAGUUAAAGAAGGAAUCCGUUAUCUUGAACCAUAUUGGUGUACUUAUAAAACUCGGGCUAAAGGAAGGUGGGUUAACAGGAAACUUUUGGAUGUUUUUACAAGUGAAUUUGUUUCAACCAACCCUUAUUAUACGAAAUUAGCUAUCAAAACUGGAAGAAUGUUUGUGAAUGGAAAUAGAAUAACAAAUUUAGAUUAUGUAAUAAAAAAUUCAGAUUAUAUUGUACAUGUAGCACAUCGUCAUGAACAUGAAAUAUUAGAUAAAAAAAUUGAAAUUAUAGAUGAUAAUGAAAAUUAUUUUGUUAUUAAUAAACCUCCAUCAUUACCGGUACAUGCUUGUGGUAAAUAUUGUGUUCAUUCAAUAAUAGCACAACUACGAAUACAUCAUGGUUUAAAUAAUUUACGUGUACUUCAUCGUCUAGAUAAAGACGUUUCUGGUGUACUUAUUUUUGCUAAAAAUUAUGAAGCUGAUAAAGAAUUUAAAUUUUUAAUGGAAAGUGGAGGUAUACAUAAAGAGUAUAUUGCAUUAGUAGAAGGAGAAUUUCCUGAUCAUGAUAUUAUUUGUGAACAACCAAUUGGUAAACUUGUUUUGAGUAUGGGUAUACAAUGUGUUAGAAAAGACGGUAAAGCUGCUAAAAGUACUUUUACAAAACUUUGGACUGAUGGUAAAAAAUCCCUAGUAAGCUGUAAAAUUGAAUCUGGAAGAACACAUCAAAUUAGAGUACACCUUCAAUAUAUUGGAUAUCCAAUUAUAAAUGAUAAACUAUACAAUUCAACUGUUUGGGGCGAAAGUAAAGGAAAAAAUGCUGAAUAUGGAAAAGAUAUGAAUACAUUAUCCAAAGCUGUUCAAGAUUCCCAUAAAUCAUCGUUAUGGCAUGAAAAACCAAAUUUAGAAUUUGAAGAAAAUAUGAAAAAAUGGGCAAAUGGCGAUAUGGAACCUCCAAUUAUAGAUAUAAAAGAUACAAAUUCAUUAAGUCACCUACCAAACUUUGAUCCAUUUUGUGUUGGUUGUAAUAUUGGAAAAAAAAAACUAACUCUUGAUAAUUUUAUGUUAUAUCUACAUUGUAUUAAAUAUGAAACAGACAAAUGGAAGUAUGAGGCACCUUUCCCAUCAUGGGCUGAUAUAUCGUUUCUCGAAAAGAAGUAA
Molecule: messenger RNA, 1221 nt
Organism: Strongyloides ratti
Lineage: Eukaryota; Metazoa; Nematoda; Chromadorea; Rhabditida; Strongyloididae
Product: RNA-binding S4 domain and Pseudouridine synthase, RsuA/RluB/C/D/E/F domain and Pseudouridine synthase, RluC/RluD family and Pseudouridine synthase, catalytic domain-containing protein
Exons: 3
Coding region: 1-1221 (406 amino acids)
Biological process (GO): pseudouridine synthesis
Molecular function (GO): RNA binding; pseudouridine synthase activity
Source: RefSeq, a predicted model, not a curated record